AUGACGACAGAGGAGGAUUCCGUGGAACACUUGGAGACACAGGUCGAGAACCUCGCGCGCACGCUGGAUUGCCGCGAUCGCGAGAUCGACUCCCUGCAGGCGACCGUCGACGAACUUCGCCGCGAGAGGGCAGCACAGACGGCGGCGGCGAUGAGACAGAGCGCCGAGGCGGAGGAGUGCCAGCAGCAGCUGCGCGAGACGCGGCGGCGGCUCAAGGUCAGUGUGCAAGGCGGAGCGAUCGACGAUGGUGGAGGCGCUACAGGAAGGCGCACGCUGCUGCAGGACCAGCACGACGAUCACCAGCAGCUGCUCACCGCCACGCAGCAGUUACGGGAGCAGCAGGAGGAGCUGCAGGUGGAGCUUGACGCGACGCGGUGUCGCGCGCGCGUGAUGCUGCUACAGCAGGCCGGGGAGCUCUGCGAAGCCCAGACGGCGGUACUGAAGCUGCGCAGCCGCAUGCGCGAGCUCAUCCGCCGCCUGGAGGGGCAGCUGCCGCCGGAAGAUGAGGAGCAGGAAUACACGGCGCUGACGCCCCGUUGCCACGGCGAUGAGUCGGACAGCGUCCUCGCCGAACCCCUGGAGUACACGUACGCGGAGACCCCGGCGCGGCCACCAGGUGGCGUCAUCUUCCCAUCGUUCGUCUCCUCCGUUCUCGUCGCCGCGGACGACGCCGCCGGUCAGGUGACCGAGAACCGACCAAUCGCGGAGCCGCGCUCAGACAACGCCGCCGGUCAGGUGACCGAGGACCGACCAAUCGCGGAGCCGCGCUCGGACGACGUGGCCGUCAACGGCAAGGUGGCGAUACCGUCGGUGGCGGAGGAGACGAAGGGAGCUCUGGCGAGCGUGGAGCGGCUAGAGGAGGUGCUGAGGAAGCUGGAGGCUGCGAGGAAGGCGGCGCUGACGACGGCGCGAAACGAGAAGGCGGUGCUGCUGAGCAAGCAGCGUGUGUACGAGCAGCGCGUGCGCUACGUGAACGAGGACGUGCGGGCGCUGGAGCGGCGGGCCGACCGGCUGCACGCCGAGCUGCUGUCACGCAUGGACGAGCUGCGAGCGAAGAACGACGCGCUCGCCUACGCGAACGCGCGCAUCCGCGACAUGUCGGACGCCUUCCCUCCGCUCACGACGCUGCAGCAUGAGAACGAGGCGAUGUGCUCCCAGGUGGCGCUGCUCAGCUCGGAGAAGCAGAGCCUGCAGAAGAGCAUGGAGUGGCUGCUGAGUGGCUGGGAGACAAGCGCGGGGGACGACGGGGGCAGCGGGAUGCCGGUCAAGGAGGUCGUCUUCCUGAAGACACAGUUGCUGGAGCUACAGAGCAAGCUGGAGGGGAAGGAGGGACUGCUACAGGAGCUGAAGUCGAAGGCGCAGAAGAAGAUGAAGACUCUGGAGGAGAACUGGAAGAAAGCAGAGAACGAGGUCUACAGGCUGGACGAGCUAGUCGAGCAAAUACUGCAGGUCAUGUUGUCACUGCCGACCAUCGUGGAGAGCAGUCCCGAGCUCACAGAGCUGCUAGCUAUGCUGCAGCGCACCGAAUGCUCCAUGCAGUCCGACAUGUGAGAGACAUAGAGCUCACACAGAGAGCACACACACAGAGACACAGAGAGCUCACACAAAGAGACAGAGAGCUCAC
This is a messenger RNA of Priapulus caudatus, 1624 nucleotides long. RefSeq names its product sperm-associated antigen 5-like. Gene Ontology annotation, biological process: cell division; regulation of attachment of spindle microtubules to kinetochore. Bases 1 to 1551 code for a protein of 516 amino acids. The transcript has 9 exons. NCBI's taxonomy places the organism in Eukaryota, Metazoa, Priapulida, Priapulimorpha, Priapulimorphida, Priapulidae. The record is from RefSeq and is a predicted model, not a curated record.